Molecule: messenger RNA, 1183 nt
Organism: Gadus macrocephalus (Pacific cod)
Lineage: Eukaryota; Metazoa; Chordata; Actinopteri; Gadiformes; Gadidae
Product: seizure protein 6-like
Exons: 7
Coding region: 1-1104 (367 amino acids)
Biological process (GO): synapse maturation; regulation of dendrite development
Cellular component (GO): endoplasmic reticulum; dendritic spine; neuronal cell body
Source: RefSeq, a predicted model, not a curated record
AUGGACGCAGCGUCCGGGUUCAGAAUGAGGGGGGAGGGCGGGGCCAAGGUGCUGAACGCCAGCCUCCUGGAGGGGGAGGUGCUGUCCCUGGAGGACACCGGGGGCCCGGGGCCCUCCCUCCUGGCCAACGAGUCGGUGCUGAUGCGGGGCCUGGUGGUGCGCAGCCACAGCAACCAGAUCUCCAUCAGUUUCCGUAGCGACCGCGGCCAGGGACGCUCCGGCUUCGUCAUCCUGCACUACCAAGCCUUCGUGCUGAGCUGUGCGUUCCCCCGGCGGCCAGCGGGGGGCGAUGUAUCGGUGUCCCGUCUGCAGGCCGGCGGAGAGGCCUUCUUCGUCUGCUCCAGCGGCUACCGGCUGCAGGGGCCGGAGGUCCUGACCUGCCGCAACGCCACCACGCCCUACUGGAGCGGAAAGGAGCCCACCUGCAUCGUGUCUUGCGGGGGGAUGAUGAAGAACGCGACCCACGGCCGCAUCGUGUCUCCUGGUUUCCCGGGCAACUACAGCAACAACCUGACGUGUCACUGGGUGCUGGAGGCCCCUGCGGACCAGCGGCUCCACGUGCACUUUGAGAAGGUGGCCCUGGCCGAGGACGACGACCGGCUGCUGAUAAAGAACGGGAACAACAUCGACUCCCCGCCGGUGUACGACUCCUACGAGGUGGAGUACCUCCCCAACGAGGGCGUCCUGAGCACGGGGCGACACCUCUUCGUGGAGUUCACCACCGACGGCACGCUCACGUCCACCGGGGCGGCCAUCAGAUACGAAGCGUUCGCUAAGGGCACGUGCUACGAGCCCUUCGUGAAGUACGGUAACUUCAGCAGCAGCGACUCUGGCUACGGCGUGGGGGCGGUGGUGGAGUUCUCCUGUAACCCGGGCUACACCCUGGAGCAGGGCUCCGUGGUCAUCGAGUGCGUGGACGCCCAGAACCCCCAGUGGAACGACACCGAGCCCGCCUGCCGAGCCGUGUGCAGCGGGGAGAUGACCGACUCGGCCGGGGUGGUGCUGUCCCCCAACUGGCCCGAGGUCUACGACAAGGGGCAGGACUGCAUCUGGGGGGUCCACGUCGAAGAGGACAAGAGGAUCAUGCUGGAUGUCCAAGUGUAAGUCAAUAUCGGGCGGGGUCUCUCUCCAUGUCGCUAAAUGUCUCUCUCUCUCUGUCGCUCUCUUUCUCUCUAAGUCUCUC